AUGGAGUCUUCUAUUUCAGUGGCCGUCAGAGUACGGCCGUUCACGCAAACGGAACAGACAUAUCUCCAGCACAAUCCCAAGCAGCAGCUGUUUCUGGGCGAUGGUUCUUUAGCUUCCUCGUCGACCAACACGGCUACGGUCAACCCGUUCACUUCUCGCAAGGGCGGCAAAAGCAUCCGCAAGAUCAUCAACGUGGUGGACGACAAGAUGCUCAUUUUCGACCCGCCAGAAUCGUCUCCUGUGGCAGGGAUGCACAAGGCUGCGUUUCCGGGCAACACACAUCGGAUCAGAGAACACCGGUUUGUGUUUGACCAGCUGUUUGACGAAGAUGCGUCCCAGGAACAGGUCUACAACCAGACUACUCGGCCGUUGCUGUCCAACAUUUUCGAUGGAUACAAUGCCACGGUAUUUGCAUAUGGAGCUACGGGAUGUGGAAAGACACACACGAUUAGUGGACGUCCCGAGGCGCCAGGAGUGGUGUUUCUGACCAUGAAGGAGCUGUUCGACAGAAUUGAGGCUCUGCGAGACGAAAAGGUGAUUGAUGUGUCACUCAGCUACCUGGAGAUUUACAACGAAACCAUUAAGGAUCUUCUGGAGCCCAGCGACAAGGUGCUGACUCUGCGGGAGGACGCCGACAAGAAAAUCUCGGUGUCAAACUUGUCGUCGCACAAACCCGAGUCUGUGGAGGAAGUCAUGGAGAUGAUUUUGCAAGGCAACACCAACCGAACACAGAGCCCCACUGAGGCCAACGCCACGUCGUCGCGAUCACAUGCCGUGUUGCAGAUCAACGUCAUUCAAAAGAACCGAACAGCUGAGCUUUCCGAGUCACACACUUUUGCUACUCUUUCCAUCAUCGACCUGGCCGGUAGUGAGCGUGCAUCUGCCACAAAGAACAGAGGAGAGCGAUUGCUGGAGGGUGCAAACAUCAACAAGUCUCUUUUGGCACUGGGCAACUGCAUCAACGCUCUGUGUGACCCCAAACGAAAAUUGCAUGUGCCUUACAGAAACUCCAAACUCACGCGACUGCUCAAGUUCUCGCUGGGUGGCAACUGCAAGACGGUGAUGAUAGUAUGCAUUUCUCCUUCUUCUCAGCAUUAUGACGAGACCCUCAACACGCUCAAAUACGCUGACAGAGCGAAAAUGAUCAAGACAAAGGUGGUUCGAAACCAGCACUCGCUCGACAGACACGUGGGCUCGUAUCUGAAGAUGAUCACCGAACAGCGAACGGAGAUUGAGACGCUUCGAAAGCGAGAGGCUGAGGCUAUCGAGCAGGCUGUUGCCAAGUAUGUUGCAGCUGAACAGACAAGAAGAGACGCCAUCAAGGAGGCUAUAACGUCUCUAGAGACCACGUACUCGCGAACCACAUCGGAAACUGAACAGCGGGUCAUGGGAUUGCAUCGUAUCAAGCUGUUGACCCUUCAGCAGUCCCAGUUGACGUCGUGGAUGCAGUUGUUGAGUGGCCCAGACUUUGGAGCGCUCACUUCUGCGUAUCCCGAGCUUUUGUACUUUGUGGACGACGCUCAGGAUCGUCUGAAACGAUUAUGCAGCGAUAUUGAGGCCAUCAACGCCUUUUUGGAUUCGUGCACACGGGAUAUGGCCGCUCAAAACACCGUUGACCAAUGUUUGCGGCGUCUGAAGGAACUAGAAGGAUGGUGUGAGGCAGAUGAGGAGCUAUUCCUGAUAUGGGCUGAACAGACACGUGACCACUACGAGCGGGAGUUCCAUGAGUGUGUUUCGUCCGUGUCUCUAACAGACACGUUUUUUGGACCCAUUGUCUCGCAGUUCAUGAACGCUUGUCUACACAUGAUUCAGCGCAUUGAGGACCAGGAGCACGUGCGGCUGCUGUCUGAAGCUUUGGUUGGAUGUGAAAACGUUUUUAAAAGCGUAUCCACAGCCCCGAUCCCGACUCCUUCGACCCCAAACUUUUCGCUUCCUUCGGCAUACAAGAGAUCGGUAGUUGUUCGAUCUCCUGUUCAACCCCCUCCCAAAGACAAACCCUCCAAGAGGGUGAGAUGGGCACCUUCCCCCGCCCUUUCGACUCCUCGACGAACUUCCAAUGUCUUGAGUACCCCCUCAAGGCUGCCUGGUCCUGCAGCAGCAGUGGAAUCACCCAUUGAUCAUCCCAUGGACAGCCCUGACUCUGCUCCUCCACCCUUGGAUUUUUCCGAUGCUGUCAAUCACUCGAAUGUGAGUAUUCUUGCUGACGGAGACAGUCGUGCAAACCGAGUAGUGACUCCGACGAGUGGCAAGUUUGGUAUUCGGGGCUCAUUGAGAAAGUGCGUUUCCAACCAUGAGUUGAAGAGCCCUGUGAGAGGAGGAAACAAGGAGAACCAUGGGCUGGGGAUGCCCCAGAGGGUGACACAGUAG
Molecule: messenger RNA, 2367 nt
Organism: Yarrowia lipolytica CLIB122
Lineage: Eukaryota; Fungi; Ascomycota; Dipodascomycetes; Dipodascales
Biological process (GO): microtubule-based movement; microtubule depolymerization; mitotic sister chromatid segregation
Cellular component (GO): mitotic spindle astral microtubule; nucleus; kinesin complex
Molecular function (GO): plus-end-directed microtubule motor activity; ATP binding; ATP hydrolysis activity
Source: RefSeq, a predicted model, not a curated record